Messenger RNA from Tripterygium wilfordii, 2327 nucleotides. Its product is annotated as apoptosis inhibitor 5-like protein API5. Gene Ontology annotation, cellular component: nucleus. The record is from RefSeq and is a predicted model, not a curated record. Gene Ontology annotation, biological process: regulation of programmed cell death. Lineage: Eukaryota; Viridiplantae; Streptophyta; Magnoliopsida; Celastrales; Celastraceae. The transcript has 16 exons. Gene Ontology annotation, molecular function: mRNA binding. Bases 278 to 1981 code for a protein of 567 amino acids.
AACCCGAGAACGUAGACCUGUUGUCCCUUGACAGAAUCAUCAAAACCCUUCGUUGAGUCCUCAGCUCUCUGACUCUCUCUAUCCACUCUUCCAUAGUUCCAUUCCUCGACAGUAUCUUUCCCUAAGCUCCACGAUCUUGUACUGCUCCUAAUACUGCUUUCAGUCUCUCUACAUCUGUAUUUAUUACUCCGACGGAAGUUCGAAUCAAGUAUUACUCAUAUUGUUUGUUGAUAUAUUGUUUGAAUUUCGCUCUCAGCUCCUAAAUCCAGCCCUAAUAAUGGUCGAACAAAGUGAGGAGGAGAAGCGAAUCGAGGCCGAGCAAAUCGAGAAGCUCUACGAGUUUGGCGAGCGCAUCAAUGAGGCCAAGGACAAGUCUCAGAAUGCCCGUGACUACCAGGGAAUUAUCGAGGCUACCAAGACUAGCAUAAAGACCAAGCAGUUGGCGGCGCAGCUUAUUCCACGGUUCUUCAAGUUUUUUCCCGAAUUUUCCAGCCAGGCCGUGGACGCUCAUCUCGACUUGAUCGAGGAAGGAGAUACACAUGUGCGAGUUCACGCUAUUCGUGGGCUUCCCCUCUUCUGCAAGGAUACCCCUGAGUAUCUUCCAAAAAUUGUAGACAUUCUUGUACAACUCCUUGCAGCUGAGGAAUUUUUGGAGCGAGAUGCUGUCCAUAAAGCCAUUAUGUCCUUACUGAGACAGGAUGUGAAAGCUUCUUUGUCUGCCUUGUUUAAGCAUAUUGGGAGUGUUGAUGAACCGUCUACAGAUGAAUUUAUCCGUGAGAAAGUUUUAAGCUUUAUAAGAGAUAAGGUUUUCCCUCUUAAAUCUGAACUCUUGAAGCCUCAAGAGCAAAUAGAAAGACAUAUAACUGAUUUGAUAAAGAAGAGUUUAGAAGAUGUUACUGGAGCAGAAUUUAGAAUGUUUAUGGACUUCUUGAAAAGUUUGAGCUUGUUUGGAGAGAAAGCUCCCCCUGAGCGUAUGAAGGAGCUUGUUGGGAUAAUUGAAGGUCAGGCAGAUUUAGAUGCGCAAUUCAAUGUGUCAGAUACGGAUCAUAUCGACAGGUUGAUAUCAUGCCUUUACAUGGCUCUUCCAUUCUUCCUGAGGAAUGCAUCAAGCAGCAAAUUCCUCAAUUAUUUGAACAAACAUCUUAUACCUGUUUUUGAUGAGCUUCCGGAGGAACGGAAACUUGAUUUACUCAAAGCCCUUGCUGAAAUUUCACCAUAUACAACGCCACAAGAUUCACGCCAGAUUCUUCCGGCUGUUGUUCAGCUACUACAGAAGUAUAUGGCUCGGAAGAAGACUGGAGAAGAGAUGAAUUUUACUUAUGUGGAGUGUUUGUUGUAUGCGUUCCACCAUUUAGCUCAUAAGGCUCCAAAUGCGACCAACAGUUUAUGUGGUUAUAAGAUAGUGACUGGCCAACCAUCAGAUAGACUUGGUGAGGAUUUCUCAGAGAAUUACAAGGACUUCACUGAGAGGUUGAGUAACGCAGAAGAACUAACUAGGGCUACCAUGAAAAAGUUAACCCAGGGAAUGGCUGAGCAUAGCAAAGCAAUGGCAGCAGCUAAAUCUGAUGAAGCAAAGGAUAGCAUCAAAACUCAAAAACAGAACACCACAACUGGGCUGCGAACCUGCAAUAACAUAUUGGCAAUGACAAAGCCUCUGCAUUCAAAAACGCCUUCAUUUAUCGGAGACAAGAGUGUCAAUCUCUCUUGGAAAGAAGCAGUGAAACCUUCUGUGUCUUCCACCAGCACUACUGUGGGAGGGAAACGGCCUGCUGCCGCUGCCAACGGUUCCGGUAGUUUGGGCAAGAAGGGCCGUGGAGCUGGUGGCAUGCAAAAUCAACUUGUCAAUAGGGCAUUGGAAGAUAUUUCUCAUGGAGGAAGGCGUGGUGGCAGGGGCAGGGGCAGGGGCAGGGGCAGGGGCAGGGGCAGAGGCUGGGGUGGACGCGGAAGAGGCUUGGGUGGACGUGGAAGAGGCUACUGGUAGAUUUGAUUCAUGUGCACACAGGAAGAACAGAGUUUCAAAAGAGUUAAUAUGUACCACAAGAAUGGAAAUAGAAGUCAUGUACUAAACUUUUCUGGGGGAAUGAGAUUUGAUACUUCAGAGGCAGCAAACCAGCUUUUAGAUUUAUUGCGAACUAACAACAACGAUUAAUUUGGACUUGUUCUAGUAGAAUGGCUUGGGAUGGGCUUUUAGCUUCGGAUUUAGGAAUCGCUUCAUGCUUUGCAGUGGGAUUAUGCGAGUCAGGUUUAUGUAAGAUGAGGUGUGUGGCAAAAUUCAAUGUUCAGACGUUUUGAAUGUUUUUCCUGUCAUUUUGACUGUUUAGAUGAAA